AUGCUUUCUGCUCGUUUUGACAAAGAGGCAAACGUUGAGUAUGCACGGAUGCUUGCGCGAGAACUCGCGGAAUUGCAGAUUCGUACUGUGAUGGUGAACACAGCCUCUGACUUUGGGGUUGCGACUGAUUAUUGCCUGGCAAAAGCAAGAAUCAUGGUGGCGCUCUGCACGUCGACAUAUGGACAGAAAACAACUGGCACCUACGAGACUUACAUGGAGCUGAAGUUUGCAAGGGAGCAUCCAUCACAGAUACAAAUCGUUCCUGUAAAGCUGUUCCCAGAGUAUCCGCCUGU
Molecule: messenger RNA, 293 nt
Organism: Symbiodinium necroappetens
Lineage: Eukaryota; Dinophyceae; Suessiales; Symbiodiniaceae
Source: the annotation of a GenBank genome assembly